AUGAUGGGUAUUGUUGCAUGCUUGCUAAUGAUAACAACCAUGUUCUCAAGCUCUGGCUAUGCAGCUAUAACCACAUCAAGUCCUUUAUCGAUCGGGCAAACUCUGAGCUCUCCUGGUGGAUCUUAUGAGGUAGGCUUCUUCAGUGCUAACAACUCCGGGAAUCAGUAUGUUGGAAUCUGGUUCCAGAAAGUCACUCCUCGGGUUGUUGUUUGGGUGGCUAACAGAGAACAACCAGUCUCAAGCCCCACGGCGAAUCUCACAAUCAGCGGCAAUGGUAGUCUUAUCUUGCUUGAUGGCAAGCAAGAUCCUGUGUGGACAUCUGGAGGUGGAAAUCUCACGUCUAACAAGUGUCGUGCUGAGCUUUUAGACACGGGAAAUCUUGUCCUCGUAGAUAAUGUUACUGGAAAUUAUUUGUGGCAAAGUUUUGAGCAUCUUGGUGAUACUAUGCUACCACUCACAUCUCUGAUGUAUGAUACUCCUAACAACAAGAAACGUGUGCUGACUUCCUGGAAAAGUGAGACUGAUCCAUCACCGGGGGAGUUUGUAGCUGAGAUCACACCACAAGUGCCCUCGCAGGGUCUUGUAUGGAAAGGAUCGUCGCCCUAUUGGAGAAGCGGACCAUGGGCGGGAACAAGGUUCACUGGGAUACCAGAAAUGGAUGAAUCAUAUGUGAAUCCAUUGGGAAUGGUUCAAGAUGUAGUCAACGGCACAGGAGUUUUCGCUUUUUGUGUACUGAGAAAUUUCAAUUUGUCAUACAUCAAGCUAACAUCAGAGGGAUCGUUGAGGAUUCAACGGAAUAAUGGAACCGACUGGAUCAAACACUUUGAGGGUCCGGUAAGCUCAUGUGAUCUGUAUGGUACAUGUGGACCUUUUGGUUUGUGUGUGAGAUCCGGUACUCCAAUGUGCCAAUGCUUGAAAGGGUUCGAACCAAAGUCAGAUGAGGAGUGGAGAAAUGGAAAUUGGAGCCGUGGGUGUGUGAGACGCACAGACUUAUCUUGUCAAGGAAACUCUUAUGCAGAAACGCAGGGCAAAGACAGAGAUGUCUUCUAUCGCGUUGCCAACAUAAAGCCUCCAGAUUCUUACGAAUUAGCAAGCUUUAGCAAUGAAGAACAAUGCCACCAAGGCUGUCUCAACAACUGUUCUUGCACAGCCUUUUCCUAUAUCAGUGGAAUAGGAUGUUUGGUGUGGAACCGGGAGCUAUUGGACACGGUGAAAUUUACUACAGGAGGAGAGUCUCUUUCCCUUCGUCUUGCACGUUCUGAAUUGCCUGGAAGCAAGCGAAUCAAGACGAUUACUAUUAGCACUCUCAGCGUCUCGGUUUUCAUAAUCUUGGUCUUUGCUGCAUAUGGGUGUUGGAGAUACAGAGUGAAAAAAAAUGGUUCAAGUCUUGUAUCCAAAGACAAUGUAGAAGGUGCUUGGAAGAGUGAUUUGCAAUCGCAAGAUGUCUCAGGUUUAAAUUUCUUUGAGAUUCAUACACUACAAACCGCCACAAAUAGUUUCAGCAUGUUAAAUAAACUCGGUCAGGGUGGGUUCGGUACGGUUUAUAAGGGGAAGCUUCACGAUGGGAAGGAAAUAGCUGUAAAACGUCUCUCUAGCAGCUCUGUACAGGCCACACAGGAGUUCAUGAACGAGAUAAAACUCAUCUCGAAACUACAACACCGAAACUUGGUUCGGCUUUUGGGAUGUUGCAUUGAUGGAGAACAGAAGCUAUUAGUCUAUGAAUAUAUGGUGAAUAACAGUCUUGAUACGUUUCUCUUUGAUUUGAAGAAAAAGCUCGAGAUAGAUUGGGCUAAGAGAUUCAAUAUCAUUCAAGGAAUUGCUCGUGGACUUCUCUAUCUUCAUCGCGAUUCUUUCCUCAAAGUUGUACACCGCGACCUGAAGGUGAGCAACAUUCUUUUGGACGAGAAAAUGAACCCAAAGAUAUCGGAUUUUGGAUUGGCUCGGAUGUUUCAAAAAAGUCAAUAUCAAGACAACACUGGCAGUGUCGUAGGAACUCUAGGAUACAUGUCUCCCGAGUAUGCUUGGACAGGAACGUUCUCUGAGAAAUCCGACAUUUACAGCUUCGGAGUUCUAAUGCUAGAAAUCAUCACCGGCAAGGAGAUUUCAAGCUUCACCUAUGGCAAAGAUAGCAAAAACCUUCUUUCAUACGCAUGGGAAUCGUGGAGCGAAACCGGGGGAGUGAAACUACUGGACCAAGAUCUUGCUGAUUCUGAUUCAGUUAAUUCAGUUGAAGCCGGAAGAUGUGUACAGAUUGGUCUGCUCUGUGUUCAACAUCAAGCUACUGAUAGACCAAACAUCAAACAAGUUGUGUCAAUGCUUACUUCAACAACAGAUCUUCCUAAGCCAACACAACCAAUGUUUGUAUCGGACACAAGCGAUGAAGAUUCUUCUCUGUCUCAACACUCCAAUGAUCACUCCUCAGUUGACGAAAACAAAUCUUCCAAGGAGCUAAAUGUUUCCUCAUGA
This is a messenger RNA of Arabis nemorensis, 2466 nucleotides long. Lineage: Eukaryota; Viridiplantae; Streptophyta; Magnoliopsida; Brassicales; Brassicaceae. The record is from the annotation of a GenBank genome assembly.